GCCGAGUCCAGAGGGGACGCGCCACACCAGCACUCCGCAGACCCCGACCCCCAGGCUCCGCCUCCGCGCCAUGGCCGCGCCGGGACCCCGCGCCUUACGGGCUGCGCUCUGUGGCGGCUGCUGCUGCCUCCUCCUGUGUGCCCAGCUCGCUGUGGCUGGUAAAGGAGCUCGAGGCUUUGGGCGGGGAGCCCUGCUCCGCAUGAACGUCUGGCCAGCUGUCCGAGGGGCCUGCAAACAGCUGAAGCUCUGUGAGCAUUGUGUGGAGGGCAACAGAGCACACAACCUCUCUGGCUGCGUGUGGGAGCAGUGUCAGCCGGAGGAGCCAGGACACUGUGUGGCCCAAGCUGAGGUGGUCAAGGAAGGUUGCUCUGUCUACAACCGCUCAGAGUCAUGUCCAGCUGUGCAUCACCACCCCACUUAUGAACCGAAGACCAUCACAACAGAGAGCCCCUCGGUCCCUGAGGCCCGCGGCCCUGGCUUUGAUGGGGCCAGCUUCAUUGGUGGCGUCGUGCUGGUGCUGAGCCUGCAGACAGUGGCCUUCUUUGUCUUGCGCUUCCUCAAGGCCAAGGACAGCACCUACCAGACACUGGAGGAGAACCAGUAGGUGACAGCACAGGCAGCCUUCGGCCUGCAGCUCUGUGGCCACGGGCAGGAGCCUGGGCCAUGUGUGCGGUUUGGUUUUCCUCCGAGAAGGGAGCUGCUCUGAGGCCCCCAUGUGCUGUGGCCCCAUGUGUGCUGUGGGGCGGAUCGCUGCAGCCUCCAUUAAAGUGUUUGCUCUUUUGACCACCGCCUGCUCUCUGAGGGUGGGCGUCCUUGGCCUGGCUGAGGUGGGACCACUGCCCAGAGUGCCCUCUCUGUCUGGCCUCUGCAGAAUCUGACCCCCUUCAGGCCUGGAUUCCACACUCAGGGGAAAAAGGAUGAAGAGGCUGCCCUCUUGGCCCGCUUGUGGGCGCUAGGGGUGGGAGAAACUUUGGUCACCAAAUUCUGGCCCCUGUGGGCACCGAGCAGGCUCGGUGCCCAAUACCUGACACCCCCUCCUGUCUGGGCCUGGUACCUGCAGAUGAGAGCAUCCUUCAACCACCUACUGUCUCAUCCAUCAUCCCUGCGGGCCCCCUGCCUGGUACUAGGUCUGGAGCCUGCCUCCUCCCAUCAACCUGGCCUGGACACUGCCCCCAA
Eubalaena glacialis (North Atlantic right whale) is the source of this 1176-nucleotide messenger RNA. RefSeq names its product CD164 molecule like 2 (gene CD164L2). The coding region runs from base 71 to 604 and encodes 177 amino acids. NCBI's taxonomy places the organism in Eukaryota, Metazoa, Chordata, Mammalia, Artiodactyla, Balaenidae. The transcript has 6 exons. Gene Ontology annotation, cellular component: cytoplasmic vesicle. The record is from RefSeq and is a predicted model, not a curated record.